Messenger RNA from Pichia kudriavzevii, 1101 nucleotides. RefSeq lists its product as uncharacterized. NCBI's taxonomy places the organism in Eukaryota, Fungi, Ascomycota, Pichiomycetes, Pichiales, Pichiaceae. The transcript has a single exon. The coding region runs from base 1 to 1101 and encodes 366 amino acids. The record is from RefSeq and is a predicted model, not a curated record.
AUGGCUUAUUUCCGGGUUGGGAUUCGGCGAAUUCCCCAAAUCCGGGCAUGUGUGCGGGCGGAAAUAAGAUUUUUCUUUUUCUCCUUGUAUCACCGAAUAUUUAUUUUAAAAGCCCUGGUAUCGUCCUCUUUAGAACUGAAUGUUACACCAUUAGCUACUACCCUUUGCCACAAGGUAACCGUAAGAAUGAACUAUAUCAAGAUACUGAAAUCCAAGGUUUUGGGUGAUGAUCCCGCAGAAAAGAUAAGCUCUGUCCUUCCUGUUUCCGAAUCCCAAUUCAGCUGCGAUCCUUCAGAGUGCCACACCUCUUUUAAAGAAUCAUGUUUCACUUUAAAGGGAGCCGAUGCAUCAGCCCCACUUUAUGAAUCGGCCAAGCCUGUGGAUUUACAUAUUCUUGUUUCCACGGGUAAAACAGACUGGGAGCACGAUGCGUUUGAGGAAAAAGGAACUAUUUUAAACCUCGUCAACAGAGAAAGCGGUAAAUUAGCGGAAACAUGUGGAAUCAACGUGAAAUCCAACGUCACAAAUGAUGCAUUGGACUUCUCCGAUCCAGACUCUUUAAGCCUGAACAAACUAAAAGUUUUGCUGCUACCUUGGUUUGUGUCGAUCAAUGGUAUAACGAAAGAUAAUAUUGAAGAGAUUUUUGACAUCAUUAAAACCAUCGUCAGUGACGAGAAUAACAAGGGAGCCGAGGCAGUUGUAUUGGAAGAGAAGUUGAAAAACAUGAACGGUGUAAAUGUUUCCAAAUGCUCAAACGGAUCUUAUGUUCUUCUAUGCUCACAUAGAACAAGAGACAAGCGGUGUGGAAUAACUGCACCAAUCAUGAAAAAGGAGUUUGAUUCUCAAUUGAGGGACAUAGAUUUAUAUAGAGAUCCCGGAGACGACCGGCCAGAUGGAGUGAAGGUUCUCUUUGUCAACCACGUCGGAGGCCAUAAGUUUGCCGCAAAUGUCUUGAUUUAUAAUAAACACGGAGAAUUUGUUUGGUUUGCAAGGUGCACCCCAUUGAACGUGAAGUUCAUGAUUGAAGAGACCGUCCUUGGGCAUAAAGUCAAUGCAGAACAUGUCAGAGCGUGUGCCCAUUUCCAAGAAAUCAAAUGGUGA